AUGCAAAACCUCAAGCGUCGGAAACUAGAAGAACCGGCGGCGAACUGGUCGAAUCUUUGUCGGGAUGUGAUCCAGAUGGUGUUAGAGAGGCUGAGCGCAACCGAUUUCGAUCGAGCGAAGGUGGUUUGCUCGGCAUGGCGAUCUGCUUCGAGAGAAAGCGUGCGGAAACAAAACAGAGCCCCGUGGCUGAUUCUCUUCCCUUACGAGAGAUCUUAUGGGUAUUCUUGUGGCAUGUCGAAUCCUACAGAGAAAGGUUUGUUUUUUAGAAGUCGAAGUCUAGGCGUGGAGUUUACGCAGAGUCGGUGUAUUGCCACUUGCGGAAGCUGGCUCCUCAUGUAUGUUCGCCAUCGACCAAAGCUCUACAUUCUCAAUCCCUUAACCCGCGAGAGAAUCGUCCUCCCUCCCAUGGAAUCCCGGAAAUACGACCCUGAAGAAGAAGAAGAUUCUCGUCUUUGGAGGCUCGAGAAUACACCAUCCAAAAGAGACCUUGCUCUCACGUGCGAGAUCAGAGACCUAUCAUCGGAUACAAAGCAGUCUUGUGGGUUGACGAGAGAAGCAAAGAUUACGUGGAAAGGUGACGACUUUUGGAAGCUGUUUCCUUAUGCCACGACUUGGUGGAAAGACCUUGUAUACAAAGACCACAGGCUCUACGUCUUUACUCAACUUCUUUCCAUCGAGAUCUACGAUUUCUCUGGGGACUCUCUUGUUGAAGUAGCUCCUCGUCCAUGUGCCUACCUUCUUCCUCCUUACUUGUAUGAUUCCUCCACCACAAGGAUUGCUGUUACUCCAUGUGGAGGGCUUCUCUUGGUCAGAUGCUACAACAACAACAGCUUCUACGUUUACAGGAUGAACCAUGACACCAAAUUAUGGGAUGUUAUGGCUUCGUUGGGCGACCAGGCUUUGAUCUUCGACCUUGGAAUCACUCUGCCCGCCAAAGAUGUUCCAGGAAUCAAGCCAGACUCCAUCUAUUUUAGUGGUCCUGGUUGUGGAACUAAAUAUAUAUCUAUCUUCAAUCUAGCUACGCGCAAGGUCGAACCGUUUGUGCCUUCUUCAACUAGGAAGUUCUUUGAUGCUCGGUGGUUCAUCCCAAAUGUGUGA
Molecule: messenger RNA, 1098 nt
Organism: Eutrema salsugineum
Lineage: Eukaryota; Viridiplantae; Streptophyta; Magnoliopsida; Brassicales; Brassicaceae
Product: putative F-box protein At4g17565
Exons: 2
Coding region: 1-1098 (365 amino acids)
Molecular function (GO): protein binding
Source: RefSeq, a predicted model, not a curated record